ACCGAGCUCCGUACUAUACGACUGCACUCUCUCAGUGAAACUCUUGGAGGAUCGUUCCACGGCUACCCUGUACCCUCCUUCUCUCCCAACCGUGCGCCAUGAGGAUUAUAUCUUUGGUAAUCCCAUUAUGCCUGUUACUAAUAACAGAAGCGAAACGAGCGGAUCUCCGGCCUCGUAUCGCGGAACCGCAAGUUUAUUACGAAGAGGACGACAGCCAGGCAGCCGAGGACGAUUAUAGCCCAGCGGUGUAUCAACCGCGUACACGUGCCCUUCCUUCGCCACGUUCGAAGGACGCGCUGCACUCAUCGAAGCCGCCGCCUGUCCAAACCAUUCGCAAUUACAACAAGGUGAACGACGACGGAUCUUUCACUUUCGGCUACGAGGCAGCGGACGGCUCGUUCAAGGAGGAAACUCGUGGUACCGAUUGCGUGGUGCGCGGCAAAUACGGCUACAUCGAUCCUGACGGCAAUAAAAGGGAGUUCACGUACGUGUCCGGCAAUCCGUGCGACCCGAACGCGCCCAAGGAGGACGAGGACGACCUGGCCGACAAGCAGGAGGAGGACGACAUCUCCGGCCCUGCCAAUUAUCCUUCCGUGAGGCCGAUACCGGUGAGACCUGCGGCCAGGCCGGCUUAUCAACAGCCCACCACGCCCAGGCCACCCACCACCAUAUUCCAAACGCAGUACCAGUUGGACGACGACGCCAGCCAAGAGUUGGGCGACGAGGACUUCGUGAAACCGUCCCAAUUGAGAGGCAGCGGUUACAGAACGGCCCAGCAACCGGCCUACGUCCCGGUCACGCCGUCCACGGCUCUCUACGAGCCGUCGCCCACCGCCAACCCUGCCCUCUACAGACUAGCCUCCUCCACCACGCAAUACCAGAGCACGGCCUCGCCCGUUCUUCGUGGCCAACCGAGCAUCUCCUCCACCGCCUACCAAACCCUCGAGACGACGACCCGCCGCCCUGCGACCCACCACCCGAAGCCGCAGUCGGUCGCAAUCACCCCUCGACCCCACGUUGCACAAGUCGCCGCCCAGUACGUGUCCCCGAGUAGCACCGAGCGUCCAGCGUCGUUAUCGUACACCCGACCCUCGUCGCCGGUCACCGUCACGCCCAAUCUGCGCACCAGCACCGCAUCCACCACGUCCCACCUCGACUUCGCCGCCGAGCUCGAGCGUUACGUGAACACUGUCGGCGUGUCGAGCCCCAAGCAACCGCCCCAAUCGGCCAAAGUAAAAUUAGCCGGGCAACCGGCGAUCGCAGCCUCCAUCCCGGCCGCGGACCCCAUCUACCAGUCGGAGCUCGUAUACGAUCCCGCCACCGGUCAGUACAACACCCAACUAUAUCAAUCGCUACCCCAAACCGUGGGCGACUUCACCCUAAGUCACAAACUCCAACCGUUCGUAGCCCAGCCCCAGUCCUAUCUCGGCCUCCAGCAGUUGCAGCAGAUCCAGCCCCAACAGCCCCAACGCCAGUCCCCGCUUUAUAAGCAACCGGCGGCCGCUCCCCAGCCGUCCGCAACCGUCAACCAACCCCAGGAAGUGUUGUACAGGAAGCAACAGGCCCAACUGUUGCAACAGUCGCAACAGCUCUACGCCCAACAGCAGAGACGGCAGCAGCAGCAACAGCAGCAACAAUCGACACCGCAGUCGCACAGGCUUCAACUGCUCGAGUCACAGACGCAACCGCAGUCCUUUUACUACGUAGCGCCUGCGAGGUCCUCCAACUCGGCCAGCGCGCCACUUUCCGUAGGUCAGAUAGAUCACUAUCUUCGAGCCACGGCCGGCCGUUAUUGAUACUUUGAUUAGCUUACGAGUCUUCUUUUUUUUUUCUUUCGAAUUUAUAUAUAUAUAUAGGGUAUCUUUUUGAAAUUUCUUUUUUUGUACUAUUCGAUUACCGGUUUCGGACCACCCGAACUCGCGGCACUUUAACAACUAGAUGGUGCUGUCAGUGGGCCUGGCGCUUACGUAUCCGGGAUGUGUUAAUAAUUGAAUUCGCUCGUUUCGUUCAAGGUUGUCGAGAAAUUUUUUUCUUUUCCAUGAUUAAUUGGACUUGGUCUUUAGAGUAGGAUAUUCUAUUUGGAUACGUGUUACGAGUCGUGUUAUCUUUUUUUUUUAUUUUAACCUCGAUGAUUUGCCAAUUUAACAUUUUUUUCUAGGAUAACUCUUUCUUAACGAACAAUAUUUAACACAAUUGUGAUUAACGAAAGUAUUUACUCUUAUCAAGUAACUUAUGAUGCGAAUCUAAUGAAAUUCGAGUACAUUAUUUAUUUAUUUCUAACACGUACGUGUUUCGAUUUUAGAAUAAUUGCUUCUCGCAUUAACGACAUUUCCAUGGACAUUUGCAUAAAUUUACGACGAUUACGAUUUUGCUCGAAGUAGAUUCGACGCUAACAUUGUGAUAGAACUGACUUUCGAAAUCGUUAUUCAAACUUUCUAAAAAAGUUUAUAAAAUUUCAUACAAAUGUAACAAUUUCACUUGUAAAGGAUAAAGAUAUUCGAUUUUCCAAUUCUGAUUUCUCAAAACUAGUCCAUUUCGUAAUGAAAUUCAAAGAACUCGAUUAAAAUUAAUAAUGACAUUGUUGAUAAUGUUAUCUAAUUAACGAACCAAUUUUCAGCCUCGAAAUUAUAUUCUUUUUCUUUCUUUCUUUUUUUUUUUUUCUUUUCGUUUCGAGAACGACUAUCAUUAGAGAGUGAAAGUCAAUGACCUGACGCAAUAUAUACUCACGCACACGAAACGCACAUUACCAUAGUAAUUUCUCGUCGCGUCUAUUCAUACUGUAACAUUGCAGAUUCCGAACGCCAUGACCGGAAUUAUUCAUCGUGUGCUCACGAUCGUUUCGAAUAGAAUCCCGACCUACGUGCUCGUUCGAUUACAAAAUGCGAAUCCGUAGGAUUGAACCGGAUAAAUGUUUACCGUUUGUACAACGUUUAAUCACACCGACACACGCCGUUUCCCAGGGAAAUGAUUCAUAGGAAAUACGUAAGAAAUUGACGAGGGAAUUAAUUACAAAAUCGACUUGAUACUUUGCACGAUUUACGACCUGUUUAUCCUGAUCAGAAAAUGAUGGAUUGAAUUUUUUACAAUUUUUUUAACAAAUUGGAAAAAUUAAAUUUUCAUUCGAAUAAGUAGAAGUCUUAAUCUUAAUCGAACGCUUAAAUUUUCAAUUAAAUACAUAGAAUUCUAAUAUACAUGCAAUAAAUUCAUUCCUUCGUACGAUUAAAGCCAGUAGCAUUAAGUAAUAUAGUAAAAUAUGAAGAAGCGUGUAAGUGGAUAGACUGGUUCGUAAUCCAAGACUCAGACGUACAACAGAAAUCAACUUGACUCUUUUUCUUCAUUGAACAAAAGUUCGCGUAAUUUCUAGCUUCGAAAUGAGAUAUCUUAGGAAAUAUCUAAAUUAACAUUACAUCGGUUAAACUUGCCCAAACCAAACGGUUGAAACGCUACAUAACAGAGAUUGCAGAGACACGUACAGAUUAUCCACGCAACUCGAUAUUACGUAGAAAGAAAGAACCAGAACCGCUUCAUCCGCGUUUCUACGAUAAAUAAAAUUCCGAAUUCAUCGACUUUCACCCUGUCCAUCAUACGAUAUUUCCGCCAGUGAAGUCCGCGUUUAUCGAUUCGAAACCUCGACGCGAGACGAUCAAUCGUCGAUCGAAAUUUAAACCAACCGGGUUCAAGAUUCGGUUUAAAAUUUUGCUUCAAUAGGGAGAUUAAAUUCUACGAGGAUAAACGUGGCAUUACUUUCAUUGGCGUGGUCCGCGGAGCACAUUCUACGCUCUCGAACAGGGCGAACAAAACUUUCUAUUUUGCAUUCCCUGUCGCAAGUGUGAGAAUCGAUUCGAAUCUGAAUCCUACGACUCGAUUCCGUGGAAAGCUAUGCGAUCACGUAUCACGUGGAAACACGUGGAUCGAGAGGCGUGGAUCGAUAUGAAUCACGUGAAAAUAUUUCACACGCAUCGACACGACUCGUUCCGUAUCGAUGAUAUAUAUAUAGGAUUUUUGAAGAAAUAUUUUCCCCGAUACGCGACGCCAGGCCGACGAUCGUCAACUUCGUUAUAUAUUUAUCGUGUAUCUAUUUAUUAGUUGUAAGCUCUUUUGAAACGAAGAGUGAGUAAAAACGGAACGUUGUACCGUUUAAUCGAGACGAGGAUACAAGGGAUGGGCGUCUCGAGAAAAUGAACGCGGAUCUAGCGCAAUUAUGUAACGUUGUACAGUAAAACUCUGUUUAUGCGAAAGAUGAGGAUUCAGGUAUCUUAUUAAUAAGUUAAAAUUUUAUACAAAGUUUGAUGAGUUUUUUUUUUUAAUAUUU
Molecule: messenger RNA, 4312 nt
Organism: Apis mellifera (honey bee)
Lineage: Eukaryota; Metazoa; Arthropoda; Insecta; Hymenoptera; Apidae
Product: probable serine/threonine-protein kinase samkC
Exons: 2
Coding region: 99-1796 (565 amino acids)
Cellular component (GO): chitin-based extracellular matrix
Molecular function (GO): structural constituent of chitin-based larval cuticle
Source: RefSeq, a predicted model, not a curated record